Messenger RNA from Arachis stenosperma, 2872 nucleotides. RefSeq names its product AP2-like ethylene-responsive transcription factor CRL5. The record is from RefSeq and is a predicted model, not a curated record. Gene Ontology annotation, cellular component: chloroplast; ribosome. Gene Ontology annotation, molecular function: structural constituent of ribosome; DNA binding; DNA-binding transcription factor activity. Gene Ontology annotation, biological process: regulation of DNA-templated transcription; translation. NCBI's taxonomy places the organism in Eukaryota, Viridiplantae, Streptophyta, Magnoliopsida, Fabales, Fabaceae. The coding region runs from base 2111 to 2608 and encodes 165 amino acids. The transcript is spliced from 12 exons.
UCUCGAGCUCCAUUCACAUUAUAUACCACUAAAACCAGCUUCUUCCUCUCUCCGUCCAUGAGCUUCUUUCUCUCUCCGUCCACGAGCUUCUUCCGCCGCUGCCGUCAUUGCUCGCGUCGCAGAUCUCUCUGUCAUCCCUUGCGUCGCACGAGCCCCCUCCUUGUGAUUCUGUUGCUUAGGGUUCAAUUUUUCUGUGCCAAUUUUAGUUUCUAUCACAUGCUGGUAUCUCGAAACCGAUGGUGAUUGAUGUAUUAGUUAGCCUCUUCUGUUGUUCUAUUAUAUCUGUAGAGACGUUGUGGGAUGGUGGUUGACUUCUAUGCCAGUUGCUUCCUUACAGUGAGUCAGAGUUCAACAGCAACCACCUUAAGAUGGUGUUUUGCUCUUAAUAGUUUUUCUCAUCAAAUGGUUUUCCUUGCCCAAGUCUCUAGAAUCCUCCUGAUCACUUUGUAAAAAUUAUUAACAAGGAUUUUGAACAGGUAGGUAGAAUAUGAAUCACUCUAUGAUCUUUACUGAACAACAAUUUAUUUUAAAGGUUACAAUGAUAGGUAGAAUAAAAAUCACUCUAAUAUCUUUCUUGUUUUGCUUGAUGGAUUAAGUCUAGGUAUAGCUUGCCACUUAUUUUAUGCCUUCAACUUUCUCUGAUUUCUCAUUCAUACGAAGGUAAACAAAAACAACCCUCCUACCCCCAAAACACACAUUCAUUCAUAUGAAUGGAAUUUAUGGAAUGAAAACAUAAGGUGGAGAUGCUUUGAUGUAAAAUACUUUCUAUAUAAGUAGACAAGCAUUUGAUUUUAAAUAACUGCAUUAUUAUUGAUCAUGAUAGUUUAGGUAAGUUAGUUUUAGUUUUAGGCAUGUAAUAUCUUAUAUGUACUCAAAUUGAUUCUUAACAUAUUAAAAUAACUUGCUGGAGGUGAAGGGUUGGAUCAAAAAAUUAAAAAGAAGAGAUCUGUUGGAGCUGUAGGAAACAGAGUCAUGACUGGUGAAAGAAAUGUGAAACGAUAUGCUCUUCCAAAGGCAAAUGCUGAUUCAAAGAUGCGUUUUUAUGAUACACAGGGUUUCAGUUGAUUUCAAGACCCAGUUGGUGGGAAAGUCCGGUGUUACCCCCAAUUUUGCAACCUCUUUCAUUGAGACACUUGAAGCCAAUGAGCUUCUCAAGGUCUUGGUAGGUCAGAUGUAUUACAGUGGUUAUGGUGUUCCCAAAGAUGACGAGAAGAGCAGAGAACAGGCCACUGAACGUGCCCUUGAUUGCACCUUUUACCAUUGCAUCAUCAAGGUUGGAGAUGGUAGAGAAUGUGGCCAUUAGAAUUGAACUCAGCAAUGGCUUUGUGGGUUGGGGUGAGGCACCAAUUCUACCUUUUGUUACUGCUGAGGACCAGAAAACUGCCAUGGCCAAGGCUUCUGAGGCAUGUGCCUUUCUCAGGAGAUGUCCUUCACUGACACUGGGUUCCAUGUUGGAGGAAAUUGCUGCUAUUAUUCCUGGCCAUGAAUUUGCUUCUAUGAGUGACAUUCAGUUAAACUCUUCAUCUUCAUCAUCAUAUUAAUUUUUUCUACUCAUUCUAAUGUUUUCCUUUUGUACUUUUGAAAGGGACGUUUUGCAUGCCCCUUUGCUACAUGAAUUCAUAUGGCUUUGAAUUAACUACGAUCCUUUUUAUUAUUGGUAAUUAAGGAAAUAAGACAAGACUUGUAAAAUUUGAGAAAGUUUUAGUCUUCAAUUAGGCAUUGUAUUUUGUUGUAUUUAUUUGGUUGACUUUUACCAUUAUGCCCUGCUUUUUGCGCCUAAAAUUUCUGCUUUGAUUCUUGUCUUUGGUUGCUUUUGAGAAAAUGUGUUGUUUCAAGGUAGUUUAGAUUGUUUGAAAGUUGCUAGCUUUUUCUGCACAGGAAUCAAUAUCAAAAUGUACAAAGAAAAAUGAAUCUUGUCCUGGUGCUUUCUAAAGGAUAAUUCAACAUUUUUCCUUCAUAGUACAUAAUUUCCUCUUAAUACUACUAUAGCAAUAAAGCUAUUUUCAUUUCGUUGGGAUUUAUGUAAUGUUAAAGAAACUUGGUUAAUGGAAAUAAUAAUAAUAAUAAUAAUAAUAAUAAUAAUAAUAAUAAUAAUAAUAAUAAUAAUGGAAUGGUGGAAGUUGCAAAGAAUAAUAAGAGAGGACACAAUAAUAGUAGUAAGCAAACUGUUCAUAGAAAAUCCAUUGAGACAUUUGGUCCAAGAACUUCACAGUACAGAGGUGUCACAAGGCAUAGAUGGACCGACAGAUAUGAAGCACAUUUGUGGGAUAAUAGUUGCAAAAAAGAAGGGCAAACUAGGAAAGGAAGACAAGGUGGCUAUCAUAUGGAAGAAAAAGCUGCAAGGGCUUAUGAUCUUGCAACCCUUAAGUAUUGGGGACAUUCAAUACACAUAAAUUUUCCGAACUUGUUAUGUUGGUUGUGCAAUUGGGAAUGUGAUAAGGAUACUGUUACAGAGGGCAAGCAUAUUUUUGGUGUUGCUUACAUUUUUGCAUCAUUCAAUGACACCUUUAUUCAUGUGAUUGAUUUGUCUAGAAAGGAAAUCCUUGUCCGCAUCACUGAGUUUGGAAUGCUUUCAAGGCUCCCAUUCCGUCAGAGAAUCCGUCUGUAAUUACAGACGAAAAAUCCGUCAGAAAAUCCGUUUGUAAUUAUCAACAGAAAAUCUGUCGGAAAGUUCGUCGUCCUCAGAAUAUGAAUGGAGAAUUUACAGAGGGCAAAUCCGUCGGUAACUAGUAAAAAUCCGUCGGUAAUUUUCCGACGGAAAAAAAUUCGUCGGUGAAUAAUUUUCAACGAGCUUUUACAGAGGGAUAAAAUCCGUCUGUAAUUUUGUCGGUAACCAAAAAUUCGUCUGUAAUAAAGACUAAAUCUGUCUGUA